GACUGCACCAUUCGCUUAUGGACUUGGCUGCUGGGAAAUCCAGAGCCACUUUGACGAAUCACAAGAAAAGUGUGAGGAGUAUAACAUCGCAUCCAUCACUGUACAUGUUUGCCUCGGCAUCCCCGGACAAUAUUAAACAAUGGAAAUGUCCGGAAGGGAAGUUUAUACAAAACUUGUCCGGCCAUAACGCAAUAGUAAAUUGCCUGGCCGUGAAUGGCGAAGGGGUUUUGGUUUCCGGAGCCGAUAACGGUUCCAUGCACCUUUGGGACUGGAGAACUGGAUACAAUUUCCAACGGCUACAAGCGCCAGUUCAGCCUGGGUCAAUGGACAGCGAAGCCGGUGUCUUCAGCGUUACAUUUGAUGUGUCGGGCAGUCGCAUGAUAACAACCGAAGCUGAUAAAACAAUAAAAGUAUAUAAACAGGACGAUACUGCCGUAAGUAGAUUUUGUAUAAAUAAUAUACUGCGCUCGUUAUACAUUCGAAUAAUAUUGUGUAGUCAUAUGUUUUCGGGACUGUCUGGUUAUUGUUUUUUCGACUUUGCAUUCAUUGUUAUCCGUAUUCCUUUCAGACGGAAGAGACGCAUCCCAUAAACUGGCGGCCUGACAUAAUAAAACGCAGGAAAUACUGAACUCGGAUUUGUGUUUUAACAAACUAUUUUUUACAGUAUUGACUAUUUUGUAUAUAAAUAUUUUUACGUGCUUGACAAAUCCACCGUAUUUCGGCGCGCAUUCGGCGUGAGCAGAGAACGAUAUGUUCCACGGCCAUCUUCAUCUCUACAAUCUGCCCGACACUUCUCGAACUCGAAUUCUCCGCGUGCCGUGUGUUGUAGUCAUCUUCUUUUCUUAGCGUAUUUGUCUUCAAGUUCAUAUAAUUUAGAGUCGAGUUCUGCCAUGGAGUAUGUCUGAAAUAAGAUAUUUAUCGUUAUACAUUUAUACUAUCGAAACUAUGUGUGUAUAUAUAUAUAUAUAUAACACUUACCCUUUUCUGGGUAGAUUUUGAAAGACCUUUCAAGUUAUUAAUGUCGUCUGCUACCUGUAACAAAUACAAAAAUUAUAACUUGAAAAAAGUUAUCUGAGAAAGGUAACGUGAUUUUUAUGUAAUACAAGGCUUUUCAACAACAUGCCACAAAUAAAGUGUAUAUUUCUUCACAGCUC
Ooceraea biroi (clonal raider ant) is the source of this 1154-nucleotide messenger RNA. Its product is annotated as pleiotropic regulator 1. The record is from RefSeq and is a predicted model, not a curated record. Gene Ontology annotation, biological process: mRNA splicing, via spliceosome. Gene Ontology annotation, molecular function: protein binding. NCBI's taxonomy places the organism in Eukaryota, Metazoa, Arthropoda, Insecta, Hymenoptera, Formicidae. Gene Ontology annotation, cellular component: precatalytic spliceosome; catalytic step 2 spliceosome; Prp19 complex.